GCUCUGGCUGAGCGAAUACGUACACAUCGCUCAAGAGGCCAACCGCGAUCGAGAUAUGUACACGAUCCUCGCUGCCACACACAUACUCCGAUUGGAGUUGGAACCCAGGAUGGAGAAGUGGAGAGGUAUGGAUGAGUGGAAGAAGACCGAGACGCAUGAUGCUGCAGGCAUUUCUCCUCCUCAAGGGGGUCUGCUUGCCAAACUUGCGUGGCGGUACAACUUCAUCGCCGAAUCUGACCCCGUUGCGGUCAACGCGGCAAUCCAAGUCAUCACGCACCUGGUAAUCGAGCAUCUGGGAGAUGAGGGGCUCAGGCGCUUUCCGCCGGAAGAUGGAAAAACCCUGAUGAUACUCCUGGCAAAUAGCAUCGUUGCAGCCGAAAAGGAGGCCGCCGAGAAUUUCAAAGUCAGGCAGACAAGAUGCCUCAUCGGUCUCGGCCUCGUCACACCCCUCGCGAUGUGGGCGCGGUGGACCCGCCGGCGGUACCUUGUUCAUCCACUGAACAUGGCGCAGCGUCUUCUGGUCUAUGGCGGCAUCUUCCCUGACAUCAUAGCCAUCCAUCGACGCGUACACUACGCAUCGACUAUACGAGACAAGCAUAGGGUCGCGGAGCUGUGCAGGGAGAUAAUACCGAAGUUGAGUGAGACGGUGGACGGGCUGAUGCAAUCAGGAGUCGAGAUAAUAAGUAUAUGAAGCGACUCAUAUGUUUGGACCCUCGGAGGAUCACAUACCCUCGCACGUACGGACGUGCCGCAACAACACACAGUACGGAACCCUGUCGUAAAUGUUAUGAUAGUCUCGACACGCUCGUAGACCUACUAGUACUCUUCACGAAGUCCCCCGCUCAUAAACAUUUGUAUCACCUCGUCUCCGCUAUCGUCGCUGUGCAGUCUCUCAUAGUUAGUAAAUACCCACCUUCCCACCGCUCUAUCAAUU
Messenger RNA from Trametes versicolor FP-101664 SS1, 934 nucleotides. RefSeq lists its product as uncharacterized. Lineage: Eukaryota; Fungi; Basidiomycota; Agaricomycetes; Polyporales; Polyporaceae. The coding region runs from base 56 to 691 and encodes 211 amino acids. The transcript is spliced from 4 exons. The record is from RefSeq and is a predicted model, not a curated record.